This is a messenger RNA of Syngnathus typhle (broad-nosed pipefish), 736 nucleotides long. RefSeq names its product nuclear transport factor 2-like. Gene Ontology annotation, biological process: protein import into nucleus. The record is from RefSeq and is a predicted model, not a curated record. The transcript has 5 exons. Gene Ontology annotation, cellular component: nuclear pore central transport channel. NCBI's taxonomy places the organism in Eukaryota, Metazoa, Chordata, Actinopteri, Syngnathiformes, Syngnathidae. Bases 158 to 556 code for a protein of 132 amino acids.
GUGCUCUUUACGCAUUCCCAUUGGCCAGUGUGCGACGUCACUGGAAGAAGGCCGAACGGGAGUCGGCCAUUUGCCUCGGCCCUCCCUGUUUCACUUUAAUGCAGUCCUGGCCCGGCUAUAGUCUAAAGUGGCUUAAAACUUUUCCGGUGUGUCAGUCAUGCAAGGGGGGGAUAUCGACUGUCAAAGAGUUGGUGAAGGUUUUGUGCAGUGGUAUUACAACCAGUUUGAUCACACCAAUAGGAUGGAACUGGUCAACCUUUAUGCUGAAGGUGCAACUCUGACAUGGGAAGGAACCCUCUUCCAUGGGAGAGAAGCCAUUGCUGGAAAACUGACUGGCAUGCCGUUCCAGCAAAUUAAGCACAUUGUCACAGACCAAGAUAUCCAGCCCACAGUCGACAGCAGCAUCCUCAUCAUGGUCUUUGGACAGUUAAAGACGGACAACGAUCCACCUUUGGCCUUCCACCAGGUGUUCAUGCUGAAGCCACAGAACUGCAACUGGGUGUGCACGAAUGACGUAUUCCGGCUGGGUAUACAUAACAUAGCCGUGGAGCCUUAAUAGCCAACAAGACUUCAAACUAAUUCCUCAAAGUCAUCCCAAUUGCUCAUCCUGCCUUCCCCUUCAUAUGUCCUGUCAGUUUUUCCCAAGAAUGGAAAAAAAAAAAAAACAUCUGAAGACUGAAAUCUUCUGUGUCUUUUGUUCAUUUGUUGGCAUUGUGCAAUAAAAUUGGGAAAUUUA